Messenger RNA from Plenodomus lingam JN3, 2220 nucleotides. RefSeq lists its product as uncharacterized. Gene Ontology annotation, biological process: glutaminyl-tRNA aminoacylation; translation. Gene Ontology annotation, molecular function: glutamine-tRNA ligase activity; ATP binding. Gene Ontology annotation, cellular component: cytosol; cytoplasm. The record is from RefSeq and is a predicted model, not a curated record. Lineage: Eukaryota; Fungi; Ascomycota; Dothideomycetes; Pleosporales; Leptosphaeriaceae.
AUGUGUAACGAGCAGCAGAUCGAGUGCGAGUCUAGGGGUGCCUCGAAUUCGCCAAUGAAACCCAGGAAUGGCGUAAUCUGUGUGAUUAUGGAUUAUCGUGUUUUUGAGUCAAUGCCCCGCCAAAACUCCAAAUACCCCUCCAACAAAGUGUACGCGCGCCUUGAAUCAGGUCAGAACAGAUUAGCAAUAAUGUCCGAGUCUACAGCGCCAACGCAGGCACUGCCAGCAGAGGGGGAGAAAGGACCCUCAAAGCGUGCUCUCGAGAAGGAGGCCAAAAAGGCUGCAGCCAAAGCAAAGAAGGCUGCGUACGCUCUGCGGCCUAAGGAACAAGCGAAGCCUGCGGCGAAGACGGAGCCCACCAGCAUCUUCUCAGAAGGCUGGCUCAAGCGCAUAUACGAAGAGAAGCCCGUGAAGGAUGUUCGAACGCGUUUCCCUCCCGAACCGAAUGGCUUCUUGCACAUUGGUCACGCCAAGGCCAUCGCCGUUGAUUUCGGCUUCGCGAAAUAUCAUAAUGGGGUGUGUUACCUGCGAUACGAUGACACCAAUCCUGAGAAAGAAGAGGAGAAGUACUUCACUGCCAUUCUGGAUAUUGUGAAGUGGCUGGGUUUUGAGCCAUGGAAGAUCACUUACAGCAGCGACAAUUUUGACAAACUGUAUGAGCUGGCGGAGCAAUUAAUCAGAAAGGAUGGCGCAUAUGUGUGCCACUGCUCCAGAGAGGAGAUUAACAUGCAGCGCGGAGGACCGGAUAAUCGAGGCAAGCGCUACGGUUGUGAUCAUCGCACGCGACCCAUCGAAGAGUCUAUCACUGAGUUCAGAGCCAUGCGUGAUGGCAAAUACCAGGCGGGAGAAGCUUUCCUGCGCAUGAAGCAGAAGCUGACGGACCCGACUGAGGGUAACCCUCAAAUGUGGGAUCUGCCGGCCUAUCGCAUUGUAAAGGAGAACCAUCACCACAGGACUGGCGACAAGUGGAGAAUCUACCCAACAUACGACUUCACCCACUGCAUUUGCGAUGCACUGGAAGGCAUCACGCAUUCGCUAUGUACAGUAGAAUUCCGUCAAUCACGUGUAUCGUAUGACUGGUUGCUGGAACAGCUCGACAUGAAGGUACCCAAGUCGGAGGAAAAGGGACCGAUGCAGCGGGAGUUUGGCCGAUUAAGUGUAGGUGGCACGAUUCUCUCCAAGCGCCGAAUUCUCCAGCUUGUUGAAGGGACCACUGUGGAGAAGAAGAAUGAAGAUGGCACUAUAACGAGCAAAAAGAUUGCCCCAGCGGUGCGCGGAUGGGAUGACCCACGUCUAUACACCAUGGUCGCACUCCGACGUCGUGGUGUACCAGCAAAAGCCAUGCUGAACUUCGUUGAGGAGCUUGGAGUCACGGAUUCACUCACCGAGAUUGAGCCACCUCGAUUUGAAUCCUCUAUUCGCAAGCACCUUGAACGCACUGUCCCUCGUCAAAUGUUGGUCCUUGACCCGAUCAAAGUCAUCAUCGAAGACUUUACCACCGAGGAUGAACAGGAAAUGACCGUUCCAUACGAUCCUAAGGGUACCAUCCCUGGAGAGCGAAAAGUCAAGCUUGGCGAGCAGGUUUACAUCGACCGCACCGAUUUCAGAGAAGAGGACAGUGAGGAUUACUUCAGACUGGCACCUAACAAGGCUGUUGGCCUCUAUAAUGUCCCAUUCUCCAUCCGCGCAACGGAGUUCUCCAAGGAUGCGAAGGGCAAGGUCUCUGAGAUCAAAGCCGUCAAGGUUCCCGCUACCGAGAAACCCAAAGCUUACGUGCAAUGGGUGGAUGCGGAGACAGCCGUGCCAGUUACGGCUCGUCUAUACAACUCAUUGUUCAAGACCGAUUCACCAAACACGCUGGACUGGAAGACUGGCGGCUGGGCCGAUGACCUCAGGCCUGAUUCUGAAAUCAUGUACGAACAUGCCGUCAUCGAAAGAGGUAUCAGGGAUCUUAUCAAGGAAACGUCAUUGGAUCUAAGUGGUUCUUCGGAUGCGCUCAUUCGAUUCCAGGCGCUGCGAACGGCCUACUUCUGUGUCGAUAUUGACUCAACAGAAGACAGGAUUGUACUUAAUCAAAUAACGGCGAAGCUUUCAAGUCGAGAAGCACAGACGAUAUGCCAAGUGCUUGUGGCUGAGCUGCAUGUGGCAAAGCAAUCACUAGCCACUAGCGUGAGAAAGUCGGAACAACCAGCGCCGACGGUUGCAGCGCGUGCGCCGUAG